UCGUGCACGGCAUAACUUUUCCACAAUUAAAGCAUAGAGAGUUGGAAAUGGUGGAUUCAAUUCAUCUUCUCUCCCAAUCUAACUCUUCAGACUCAUUCAUCCAACAUCAAGAUGAUGAACAACACUCAUCUUCUCUUAGCUCAACAGUAGACAAAUGCAUUGGAGAACUCAACUGGACCCAAUUCCUCCAAGCUCUUCUUGUUUCCCUUUCUUGGUUCUUUGAUGGUCAACAGACAUUCAUCACUAUCUUCACAGAUGCACAACCAUCGUGGCACUGCACCACUGAUUCAUGCACUUCGGAAACGAACACGUGUAAUGUUCCUAGGGAGUCAUGGGCCUGGGAUGGGCCCGUAGAAAUCUCCAUCAUCUCAGAAUGGGGCUUGGAGUGUAAGAGCUCCCUAGUCAUGGGCCUUCCGGCUUCAAUGUUCUUCGCAGGUUGCUUGAUUGGUGGGCUUGUUUUGGCAACUCUUGCUGACUCCUCACUUGGACGCAAGAACAUGCUCUUUUUCUCAUGCCUCUUUAUGUCCCUCUCUUCCUUCCUUGCCACCUUUUCAGCCAGUGUUUGGAUUUACUCGGUGCUUAAAUUUUUCAGUGGGUUUGGUCGUGGCACGAUUGGCACUGCAGCACUUGUGUUGGUUUCUGAACUUGUUGCAAAAGGGUGGCAUGGGAAGCUUGGUGUUAUGGGUUUCUUUUUCUUCAGUGCAGGGUUUUUUAGCUUGUCACCUUUGGCUUACAUAAACAGAGGGUUUUCAUGGAGAAACCUAUAUUUAUGGACUUCACUUCCAUCUAUUUUAUACUGUGGAUUGGUUUAUUUUUUGGUUCUUGAGUCUCCAAGAUGGCUUCUGAUAAGGGGUAAGAAAGAAAAAGCUGUGGAAGUAUUGAAAAGCAUUAAUACAUCAAUCAGUCACAGUAACUUAAAUUUGGCUAUAUCAAAAUUGUCCCUUGAGGAAGAAGUUUGUAACGUUGAUUUGUACUCAGCCGUUAAGAUAAUGUUGCAAAAGAAUUGGUCUUCAAGACGGAUAUUGGGGACUUCAGCCAUGGGUUUAGGCAUUGGUUUGGUUUAUUAUGGUAUGCCACUAGCCCUUCAAAAUUUGGCAUUCAACCUUUAUUUGGGUGUCAUAUUUAAUGCCUUGGCAGAAAUUCCGUCCUCUUUUGUUACUUACAUUCUCUUAGACAAGUUCAAUAGGAGAAGCGCGAUCUUCCUUCUCACUAUCAUGAGUGGGAUUUCAAGUGUUUUAGCAGUCAUGGAAGGGAAGAUAAUGACAAGGUUACAAAUUGUUUUUGAGUUGAUAUCAUUCUUUUGUGCAUGCACUGCGUGUGAUGUUGUUCUAAUAUACACCACUGAAUUGUUUCCAACUUCUAUACGCAACUCUGCAUUGUCAUUGGUGAGGCAAGUAGUGGCAUUUGGUGGUGUUUUUGGUCCUUUGCUGGUAGCAGCUGGUAGAGAACGUAAAUUUUUGUGUUAUGGAGUUUUUGGGUUGGGAAUAGGGUGCUGUGGGAUAUUUGGAGUAUGUUUGCCAGAAACAAAAGGAAAGGCAUUUUGUGAUACUGUGGAUGAAGAAGAAAGCAAAGAGAAAGUAGAAUUGUUGAAAUGA
Abrus precatorius (Indian licorice) is the source of this 1595-nucleotide messenger RNA. RefSeq names its product organic cation/carnitine transporter 3-like. Gene Ontology annotation, molecular function: transmembrane transporter activity. Bases 48 to 1595 code for a protein of 515 amino acids. The transcript has a single exon. Lineage: Eukaryota; Viridiplantae; Streptophyta; Magnoliopsida; Fabales; Fabaceae. Gene Ontology annotation, biological process: transmembrane transport. The record is from RefSeq and is a predicted model, not a curated record. Gene Ontology annotation, cellular component: membrane.